Nematolebias whitei (Rio pearlfish) is the source of this 894-nucleotide messenger RNA. RefSeq names its product poly(A)-specific ribonuclease PARN. The record is from RefSeq and is a predicted model, not a curated record. Gene Ontology annotation, cellular component: nucleus; cytoplasm. NCBI's taxonomy places the organism in Eukaryota, Metazoa, Chordata, Actinopteri, Cyprinodontiformes, Rivulidae. Gene Ontology annotation, molecular function: metal ion binding; poly(A)-specific ribonuclease activity; RNA binding. Gene Ontology annotation, biological process: nuclear-transcribed mRNA poly(A) tail shortening.
UGCAGCCUAAAAGAGACCAUGUCCUGUACGUCACCUUCCCUAAAGAAUGGAAGACGAGUGACCUGUACCAGCUUUUCAGUGCCUUUGGUAACAUCCAGGUGUCAUGGAUAGAUGACACGUCGGCUUUUGUGUCCCUCAGUCAGACAGAGCAGGUGCAGAUAGCUAUGAACACCAGCCGCUAUGCAGAGAGCUACAGGAUCCAGACGUAUGCAGAGUACAUUCAGGGUAAGCAUCAGGACAAGGAAAAGCCUGGCCAGACAACCAAAACCUGGGGUGAGGACGGCUGGGUGAAACCUCACCACUACUCUACUUCUGCUGGGUUUGGAUACCCCAGGAGGAAGCGCAGCAUCAGUCCCAUUCAAGGAGAACAAGGAACUGGAGAGGCUCCGGUUUUAGACCCCUGGAAUAACUACUCGUUCUCAGACAGCACAGGAAAAAAGAAGAUGAAAUUUGAUGAUGCAACUGAACAGGCAAAUGUUGACGCCAUUGAGAGCAAAACCUCAGAGGGGUGGCUAAAGAUAACGGAGGCAUCACAUUCAGCUGAGUCAAGUCCAGCCCUAGGCAAGAAAAGUCCUGAAGGCAAAGAUCCAGGCAGUUGUGCUGAUGGGACGAGCACCUGGCAACAAACUCCGGUUUCAACAAAAAAAGGUCAAAAGAACAAGAAAAAGAAGUCCGACGCAACUGAAUCUGCAGCGUCAUUGUUUGAAGUCCCAGAAGUCUGGUAGCGAGAGGUGAGGAGCAGCAAAGCCACAAUCUUAUCCUGGGCUCGUGCUCUCUUCUUAGCAGUUGGAGCUCUCUCCUUUAGAGUCGCACAGCGCUACGAGAUCUACAUGCCCCAAAUUAAUUUGUUCACUCACCGCUGUAGAUGCAGUGUCACCAAUACCAGCCAACCAU